AUGUCUUCAGUUUCCUCCAAACGCAGAUUCAGAUCUCCUGCUUCACCUACUCCGGCCGCCGCUUCUCCGCCCUGCCGGAAAUCCCCUCGCCACUGCAUCGCUGCAUCUCCCAAUUCUGUACCGUCUGUAGUUCGCAAACUCAUCACCGAUGAGAAUCUAAUCGAGUCAGCAGCGAAAUCCAAAUGGAAUCCCAAAGAUGGAGAGCAAUUGCGGAUUGUGAAGGAGGUGUUACACUUGUCUACUGCACCGUCCACCAUAGUGUGUCGUGAGGAGGAGCAAGAUGUGGUGUUAGGGUUUUGUAAAGGUUCUGUUGAGCAUGAAAAGGCUGGGAGUCUUUAUAUAUGUGGGUGUCCUGGAACUGGAAAAUCGUUAUCUAUGGAGAAAGUUAAAGUGAAUUUACUCAAUUGGGCUACGCAGGCAGGAUUGCCAUUGCCGGAUGUUUUAUCUGUAAAUUGUACAUCUCUGUCAAACACAUCUGAUAUUUUUGCAAAGAUACUUGGGUUACACAAAACCCUGGGGAAGAAGGGUUCAGGCACGGCCUUGCAGCAACUUCAGAAUAUGUAUUCUCAUAAAUCGCAGACAAAGAACAUGAUAUUGAUAGUAGUGGAUGAAUUAGAUUAUCUUAUAACCAAAGACAGAGCUGUGCUCCAUGAUCUUUUCAUGCUUACCACUUUCCCGUUUUCCAGAUGUAUACUCAUAGGUGUAGCUAAUGCAAUUGAUCUAGCAGAUCGAUUUCUUCCAAGGCUUACUGCAUUAAAUUGCAAGCCUACUGUUGUAACUUUUCGAGCAUACACAAAAGAUCAGAUCCUUCAGAUUCUGAAAGAAAGGCUAAAUGAACUUCCUUACACUGUCUUCCAACAACAAGCAUUAGAACUAUGUGCCAGGAAAGUUGCCGCUGCUUCUGGAGAUAUGCGAAAUGCUCUUUCCAUAUGCAGGAGUGCAAUUGAGAUGUUAGAAGCAGAAAUUAGAGAUUCUGCUUCCAAUUUAAAUGCCUUAGAGGAGAAAUCAUCCUCAGAACAAAAUCUUCCUACAGCUCUGGAUGAUAUAAAAAAACAUGAACUUGAUAUGGUAAGGAUUGAUCAUAUGGCUCUUGCAUUGUCCAAAACAUAUAGAUCACCAGUGGUGGAUACAAUACAAUCUCUGCCGCAUCAUCAACAGAUUAUACUCUGCUCUACAAUGAAACAUUUCCGUGGAGCCAAGAAAGACUCAAUCCUUGGCGAGUUAUAUAAAUCUUAUGCGGUGAUAUGCAAAUCAUCACUAAUUCCCCCAGCUGGAAUUAUGGAAUUUUCAAACAUGUGCAGAGUGUUAAAUGACCAGGGCCUUAUAAAACUAGGACAAUCCCGGGAUGAUAAAUUGAGAAGAGUGACACCUAAAGUAGAUGAAGGCGAUAUUACUUUUGCAUUGCAGGGAAUCCGCUUUUUUCGAAAUUGUCUUCAAUGA
Vicia faba (fava bean) is the source of this 1440-nucleotide messenger RNA. NCBI's taxonomy places the organism in Eukaryota, Viridiplantae, Streptophyta, Magnoliopsida, Fabales, Fabaceae. The record is from the annotation of a GenBank genome assembly.